Molecule: messenger RNA, 3016 nt
Organism: Colletes gigas
Lineage: Eukaryota; Metazoa; Arthropoda; Insecta; Hymenoptera; Colletidae
Gene: Orct
Product: organic cation transporter protein
Exons: 11
Coding region: 811-2571 (586 amino acids)
Biological process (GO): transmembrane transport
Cellular component (GO): membrane
Molecular function (GO): transmembrane transporter activity
Source: RefSeq, a predicted model, not a curated record
GAGAUUUAUAGUUUAUAAACAUUCGGCGAAAGCACAACCUGAAUAACGAUCAUAUGCAUUUUUCAUGAUCGAUAGCGUACAGUAUUCAAAUAUCGAUACUGUCUUAAAUAUCACGUUGUAAACAUUUUAAACACGAAAUGACGUGUUGUUCGAACUAGUAGAACGAUUUUGUGUGAUCGGUGAUCGGUUGCAACAUAGUUAUGCAUAAUGAAUGACCGUGCAACGAGGGACGAAUCGAAAGUUCAUCAAAUUAGUGAUCUAGGUUGAAGGAAGAAAAUCUACCUGUGCUGUAAACACGAGCCAAUCAAGAAAUUUCGUGCCUAGCGGAAGCCAUCUUGCAAUUAGCGUGAAAAAAUACGUUCCACAUUCCAGAAUUUCCCGGUGGUGGGCCUUUGUAAAAACCAUCCCCUCCCUGAUAAAAAUGUCUACGCGUUAGAAGAAAUGACAGGAAUCGUAGAAUCUCGUUUCGAGUUACGAAUCAAGAGCAACUAGAGAAUCGUAAUAUAAAACGGGAAAACGAAGGAAAAGGAUAGUGGAAGUUCGGACAUCUUUUCUAACACCACAAGUAGAUUGUGUGUUUUUAUGAGGAAAGAAGAGGGUGCGAGUAUUUUGAGUUGGAGAUUCGUGGAUCGGUAAUUGGAUUCCUGAGCACAGGAUAGGUCCGAGGGCCUACUCGAGGCAAGAAAUCAUUAUCGCCAUCGAAACGGAUUCGACGAGAGGAAUAAAUUGGUUGAGGAGCGCAUCACCGAGUGAAAGGACCACGGGGACUAGAAGCCGUAAACGCAGAAGAAUAAAAGGCAUUAAGGAAAAAUGGCGUACGACGAUGUCAUCCUCCGUAUGGGCGAAUUCGGUCGUUAUCAACGCAGAAUCUACCUCAUGCUCUGUCUUCCGGCGAUAUCUUGCGCCUUCCAUAAGAUCGCCGGAGUUUUCCUCAGCGCGAAAAUGAACGCUAGAUGCAUGCUACCACACGAAAGCGUGGAGAACGCCACAUACAUGUUACCGCAAAGCGUGAUGAACGCUAGCUAUCCAUGGGACUACGAACUAAAAGGAUGGUCACAGUGCUACAGACAUGACGUUAAUCAAACAACGAUCAGCAGGUACGUCGAUACGUCGAACGACAGCUACGUCGAUACGUCGACCGACGACUCACCUAUCCAAAAACCCUUUUCCCCGAAUGGUCUCAACACCCAAGGACUAUUACCGUGCGAAGGAUACGUCUACGACAGAAGAAAAUACAAAAGUACCACUACUUCUGAGUGGAACUUAGUUUGCGACAGGGCAUGGUUGAAAGCUACGGGGGAUUCUUUGUUCAUGGUAGGAGUCAUGCUUGGCUCGAUGAUUUUCGGUGGUUUGUCCGAUAAGUAUGGGCGUAGACCAAUUUUCUUCCUGUCUUUAGUCAUACAGCUGGUCGGUGGUAUACUAGUCGCUGUUGCACCCGAGUUUAUUUCCUACGUUAUCUUCAGAUUGAUAGUUGGCUCAACCACUAGCGGGGUCUUUUUAGUCGCCUAUGUCAUAGCCUUAGAAAUGGUAGGUCCAAGGAAGCGUUUAGUAGCCGGAGUCGGUUGUCAACUAUUCUUCACAACUGGGUACAUUCUCACUGCUGGUUUCGCGUAUUUUAUAACUGACUGGAGAAUGCUACAAAUCGCUAUCACUGUACCGAGCAUUGCGUUCCUUCUUUACUGGUGGUUCAUUCCUGAAUCCGCGCGAUGGCUGUUGACUAAAGGUCGCGUGCAAGAAGCGAAAGAUCUCCUGCAAGGCGCAUCGUUGGAAAAUGGCGUGGAGAUGCCGACCGAGGCACUGGAUACGCUUCUUAAUAAUAAUAGUGACGAAAGUGCGCCGGAUUAUAAAAAACCAUCAUUGUUCGACCUUUUCCGAUAUCCAAAUUUGAGGCGGAAAAGUAUUUUACUAUUUUUCAAUUGGCUUGUGAACAGCGGUACCUAUUACGGAUUAUCCUGGCACGUAUCCAACCUCGGUGGUAACGAAUAUGUUAAUUUCGUGAUUUCCGGGUUUGUGGAAAUACCCGCAUACACGUUUCUAAUUUUCACUUUAAAUCGUUGGGGAAGGAAGAUUAUCUUAUGCGGGUGUAUGUUAAUAUCCGGAGUGGCGUUGCUCGCUAUCCUAUUUGUACCUGCUGACGCUCAAUGGCUUGUGGUGUGUCUUGCUAUGAUCGGUAAACUCACCAUCACAUCGUCCUAUGGUGCUAUUUAUGUUUUUACUGCCGAACAAUUUCCUACGGUCAUUCGAAAUGUAGGUCUCGGAGCGAGUUCAACUUUUGCUCGAAUCGGCGGAGUAAUUGCCCCAUACGUCAUUCAUCUGUCUGAAAUUUGGAUGCCUCUACCAUUUGUUAUUUUUGGAUCGUGUGUCCUCCUUGGUGGAAUGCUGUCGCUUCUCCUUCCAGAAACACUGAACAAAAAGCUGCCGGAAUCCAUACAAGACGGCGAAUUAUUUGGAAAGAAACUUUCGAAGAAGAAGAAAAAACAACAACUAGAUAUAGAACAAUUAAACGAAGUUGACGUGAUAAAGCCAUUGAAGCCGCAGGAGAAUGGUGUUCACGAGAAGCAAAACGGAUGACAUUAAUUUCCAAGGAAAACGUCGAUUAUGCUCAAAAUAUGUAUUUGAAUCCUGUCUGACUGUAUUUUAGGCACCCUUGCAUAUACGUGUCUAGUGUAUACAAAUCUCAGCGUGCCAAUUGCAAAAGUGCAUUAUCGAAUCCUAUUGGACUUUCGAACUGCAUGUUUAUUAAUGUAGGCAAUUACCGAACUAAGGGACUACGGAAACCUACAUUAAUUACUCAAUUUGUUUUUAACAUAUCGAAUGCAAGACGGUAGCGUUUGCCUUCUGUUUAUACGUACACAAAAUACAUACAGUCUAUGUAAUUAAUAGCACACACAAAUUCUGCCAGCGAACAUAUCAUUUACUCUAAUUUUUGAGUGUCGUUUACGUGUUAAGUGCCCUUGAAAUAUAAACUUGUAAUAGCUUCUUUGACAAAUUUACGCGGGAAACGAUUAUAUUUUCA